This is a messenger RNA of Epithele typhae, 1053 nucleotides long. Its product is annotated as Rad1-domain-containing protein. Gene Ontology annotation, cellular component: checkpoint clamp complex. Lineage: Eukaryota; Fungi; Basidiomycota; Agaricomycetes; Polyporales; Epitheliaceae. The coding region runs from base 1 to 1053 and encodes 350 amino acids. The transcript is spliced from 9 exons. Gene Ontology annotation, biological process: DNA damage checkpoint signaling; DNA repair. The record is from RefSeq and is a predicted model, not a curated record.
AUGUCUCAAGAAGAAGAAGAGCAGCCCAGAGUGCUCGCGGCGUCUGUCGCAGAUUUCAGAUACUUCGCCGCCCUCCUCAAAGGCGUCAGUUUCACCAACCGCGCACGCGUUUCAAUCGACCCCGCCGCGUUCAUUGUCACCGUAGAAGAGGCGAGAAGCAUCCAAGCUACCGCCUACAUAUUCAGAGACAUCUUUGAUGAAUACGUUUACCGACCCGAGUCUAGACAUGGUUCACAAGACCUGGACCGCUCUGGUGAAGACUACGUGACCACGGUGUUCGAGAUCCCGCUCCACACCCUCAUCGAAUGUCUUAACAUCUUCGGCUCUACCCCCCUGAACCCCGGCUCGGCAACGAAGAAGAAGCAGAAGCACGAGGACGGCGGCGACUCAGACGGUGGUGGCCCGCGCAACCGAGAUAAGGGCCCCGGAGAUCCCGGCGCAGGGAUCGCGAGACUCGACCAGUGGUUUGCGCCAGGCAAGGGAACGGGGAUGCGCCUCUCGUAUGCAGGGGCCGGGCACCCCCUCACCCUGUUCAUCGUGGACGAGUCAGGUGGCCCGACGGCAACCUGCGAGAUUACGACCUGGGAGCACGAGCCCACCGACUCCGAAUUCUCCAUCGACGGCGACGGCGCCGUCCUGAAGAUCAUUCUAAAAUCGUCUUGGCUUCGGGACGCACUCGCCGAGCUCGACCAGAACACGACGACGCUCACUAUCAUUGGCAAUCCGCCUCCGCCGGGGAACCGUAUUGUGCGCAACGCCCCGCCGCGGCUCCGCCUCCGCGCGGUGGGGCAGUUCGGGACCACGGAAAUGGACUAUCCGAAUGACCGGGAGGUGCUCGAGACUUGCGAGUGUCCCGAGGCUGUAUCGUUCACGUAUCGCUACUCGCACGUCGCGAAAGCAUUGCGGGCAAUGCAGAGCUCCAUGAAGACAUCGUUGCGCAUCGACCAGACGGGGAUGUUGAGCUUGCAGUUCAUGAUGCCUACCCCACGACGUCGCAACAAGCAAGCACAAGCAUUCAUCGAGUUUUGGUGUCUUGCGAUGGACGAUCCAUGA